UAUUUGAUUAUAAUAUCAUUGGCUACAGCUAAUAUGGAAAAUGUGGAUAGUAUAAAAGAUUUAAAUACAGCAGACAGUGAAUAUGUUUAUCGGCCCUUGUAUGUGUAUAGAAGAAUAGAACAUAGUAAACGACGUAUAACGAUGUUCAAUUCGUUCGCAGGAUAGUAGAGGUCAAGACCAUCCAUGCAGGGAUAUCACCAGUUCAUGAUUUUAGAAAUCAAUUAACCUCAGUUGGAGAUAAAUUAUUACCAAUGAAUUCACCUUACAAUGUCAUCAAGCAUUUGGAUAAUUCCGUGACAAAAGCGACAAAAAAUGUCACCCACAAUCCAAAAAUGGAAGAAACUUUGUAUCAACUAUCAAAAGAUUUGGUAUCAGCUAUACUUUCUAAACUCGAGAUUCAAGAUAAGCUAACAAGAAUAACUCGCGAGGCUUUAGACGCUCCAGGAAAAACCAAGGGCAUGACUGCCAUAGAGACUCGACGCAUCCUUGACUACAUUUCAAGAACUUUAUCAGGACAUAUUCUUACUAUCACAAGAGCUUCCACAGAACCUGAAUUACACAGAUUAGUUUAUGGUUUGUCUCAAAUUGCUGCGGAAGUGUCAAUUGUAUCAGCACUAAGAGACAUAACUUACGCUACAGCUCUAUCGAAAAAACAGUCCGUUGAUCUUUCCCUGCGUAAAAAGAGAUCUAUAUUACCCAACAAUGCUAACAUUGUAGCUUCUACACCACAACCUAGCCAGUCUACAGUUUACGAUAUUAUAUUAAAUAGACCCAUAUUUAUAUCUUCAACGGAAGCACCAAGCAGACUACUUAAUGUUACUCGAUAUUCUGUUAAUUUAUCAAAGAAGUCUGUAAAUAUAAUUCAAAGCAAAAAACGAGCUCUGCCAUCUCCCUCGAAAGGAUUUUUAAAUCAGACAAUUCUGGAUGCACUAGUUAAUGAUGAUAUAAAUGAUACGGAUGCAAUUAUAGUACAGAAUAAAUUAAAUACCACUCAUGUCAUUACACAAGACAGUCAAACACUUGACAACCAGGAAAUGAGUGCACCGAAUCUUAUUGAUGAUUGGGUCGACCCAAAAGAAAAAAUAUACACCCUUAACCCAGAUGUCAUAGCUGAAAUGGAAAUCGAUCAGCCAGAAGUAGAAGAUGAUGUAGCCAAUGAAAAGAAGACGAAACAAAAGCUCGAAAGAUUGGAAAUAAAAGCUAAAAAAGCAAUUUUAUACGCUGGUGAUGUAGCAUAUUUGACUGCAGCAAGCGUCGUGGCUAUGCGACGUGCGUUGACGGCAUCAAUUGAAGUCCAGAUGUCAGUAAAAUAUGCCAAAAAUGGUAUGUCGAACCAUCAAGAUUUAAUGAUGAAUUUGGCUAAAACGGCAGCCCAACAAGCGGGCAAAGAAGCGAAGAGUGCAACAUCAAAGUCUCUAGCUUGUGAAAGGGUUAUAAAACUAGCUUUAAAGUACACUGCGCAAUCAAAAGGAGCAAAAUUGAAUCACGUUGCCAAUAGAGUUGUUAUGGACACGUUGUCAUUGGCAACACUUGCAAAGUCUAUGGCUUUUGUGUCAUCCGAUAUUGCUAUUAAUUCUUUGUACCAAGCCACCGACGUAAAACCACCAUCAUGAUCAUAAAUAAAAACUCAGGACGUUAA
Molecule: messenger RNA, 1639 nt
Organism: Pieris brassicae (large cabbage white)
Lineage: Eukaryota; Metazoa; Arthropoda; Insecta; Lepidoptera; Pieridae
Exons: 2
Coding region: 252-1613 (453 amino acids)
Source: RefSeq, a predicted model, not a curated record